GGGCGAGCUGCGGCCGCCUCCAGCCCCGCUCCCCCCCGGCGCCGGCUCCGGCUCCGGCUCCGCAGCGGCCGCGCUCCGCUCCGCGCAGGUGCUGGUGACGCUGUGGCCCUGAGUGCUCAUCCCCUCUGCACCGUUCCUGCCCGCUCUCGGCGGCUCCCCGGCACCGUGCAGCCAUGACGACCUCGGCGCUGCGCCGGCAGGUGAAGAACAUCGUCCACAACUACUCGGAGGCAGAGAUCAAGGUGCGAGAGGCCACCUCCAAUGAUCCCUGGGGACCUCCCAGCUCCCUCAUGUCAGAGAUCGCCGAUCUCACCUUCAACACGGUGGCAUUCGCUGAGGUCAUGGGCAUGAUCUGGCGGCGGCUGAACGACAGCGGCAAGAACUGGCGGCACGUCUACAAAGCCCUCACCCUCCUGGACUACCUCAUCAAAACCGGCUCCGAGAAGGUGACCCACCAGUGUCGGGAGAACCUCUACACUAUCCAGACGCUGAAGGACUUCCAGUACGUCGACCGCGACGGCAAAGACCAAGGCAUCAACAUCCGUGAGAAGGUGAAGCAGGUGAUGGCCCUGCUGAAGGACGAGGAGCGGCUGAAGCAGGAGCGGGCGCACGCGCUGCAGACCAAGGAGCGCAUGGCCCUCGAGGGCAUGGGCAGCGGCAGCCACCAGGUCACCUACGGCCGUCGGGCAUCGCCCUACGGGGACGACUACGGCCGGGCACGGGGCUCGCCCUCCUCCUUCAACUCAUCAUCCUCGUCCCCACGGUUUGCCUCUGACCUGGAACAAGCGAGGCCACAGACAACGGGUGAGGAGGAGCUGCAGCUGCAGCUCGCGCUGGCCAUGAGCCGGGAGGAGGCAGAGAAGAAGCCACUUCCUCCAAUUUCCAGUACAGACGAAGAAAGGCAAUUGCAGCUCGCGCUCGCGCUGAGCAGAGAGGAGCAUGAGAAGGAGGUGAGGGCUUGGCAAGGAGAGAACUCCCUGCUGCAGAGAGCUGCGGAGGAGACAGCCCAGGGCAGGGAGGAAGAGGAAGAAGAAGAUAAGAUGAAGAAAAGCCAGUCAUCUAUCCUGGAGCUGGCAGAUAUAUUUGGGCCGGCACCGGCCCCCUCCAGCCAUACGUCUGCCGACCCGUGGGAUAUGCCAGAUGUGAAACCCAAAGCGGAGCCGGCAGCCUCAGCCUGGGCUGGUGGGGCCGAUCCCUGGGUGCCGGUGCCGGCUGCCGGCGCAGAGCCCAUCUCCCAGGCGAGUGCUGCGGCCCAGCCAACCUCUGCCGGGCCCUGGGAUUUCGCCCCCGGCACCGCUGCAGCCUCUGACCCUUGGGGAAAGGCACCUUUGUCUUCUGGCUUCCCUCCCAUGGACCCCUGGGCGACGGCCUCCCCCCCUGCCCCGGUCCCUGGUCCCGCACCGGCUGCUGACCCGUGGGCCGCUGUGGCCGAGCAACCUCCCAGCUCUGCUCCAGGGGACGACGCUUUCCACCCGUUUGCAAAGCCACCCGAGCCAGCCGAGCUGCCGGAGCAGGAGCCCUCGCAGCUGCCCUCCUCGGCCAAAUCCAGCAGCCCCGUGGAGCUGGACCCCUUCGGCGACCUGUUCCCCGGCAGCAAGCAGGACGGGGCCAAGAGCUUCGACCUCACUAACCUUGCUGACUCCCUGCCCGAUUCCGGCAAGGAGCGGAAGGACUGUAAAACCCCCGAGGCCUUCCUCGGCCCCGCCGCCUCCUCCCUGGUCAACCUGGACUCCCUGGUCGCACCUGCACCCGCCUCCAAGACGCGCAACCCCUUUCUCUCAGGUCUGAGCACGCCGUCCCCCACCAACCCCUUCAGCCUCUCGGAGCAGCCCAAGCCCACGCUGAACCAGAUGCGGACCAGCUCUCCGGUGCCCGGGCUGCCGGCGGGGCUGCCCGCCAACUCCAUGACGUACAGCGCGUCGCUGCCGCUGCCCCUGAGCAGCGUGCCCCCCGCCGCCCCGCUGCCCGCCUCCGCCAGUGCCUUCCCCCAGGCCGGCACCUUCCCCGAGCUCCCCACCAACCUCCCGCAGCCAUUGUUACCGCUCAGCGGCGCCCCGGCCCCGCCGUCCGCUCCGGGGGGGCUCAACCCCUUCCUCUGAACGCUCUGGACGUACAGACUCUUUCCCCCUUUCCCGGCUGUUACAGUUCCUCUCUCCCGGCCUUUCCUCCCGCCACGAGCUGUGUGGGGGCCGGUGCUCGCUCGCUGCAGGGGAGGGUCGCCCCCGCGCCAGCCCCCUCCCCGUGCCCGCCGGCUGGGGGGCAGCCAGCAUGAGCCCCCGCGCUUGCCAGGGCCAGGGGACGG
Messenger RNA from Colius striatus (speckled mousebird), 2302 nucleotides. It is a transcript of the gene EPN3, whose product is annotated as epsin 3. Gene Ontology annotation, biological process: endocytosis. The record is from RefSeq and is a predicted model, not a curated record. Gene Ontology annotation, cellular component: plasma membrane; clathrin vesicle coat; endosome. The transcript has 10 exons. Lineage: Eukaryota; Metazoa; Chordata; Aves; Coliiformes; Coliidae. Bases 174 to 2099 code for a protein of 641 amino acids. Gene Ontology annotation, molecular function: phospholipid binding; clathrin binding.